Messenger RNA from Exophiala oligosperma, 1584 nucleotides. RefSeq lists its product as uncharacterized. Gene Ontology annotation, molecular function: rRNA binding; structural constituent of ribosome. The coding region runs from base 44 to 1372 and encodes 442 amino acids. Gene Ontology annotation, cellular component: mitochondrial small ribosomal subunit. The record is from RefSeq and is a predicted model, not a curated record. NCBI's taxonomy places the organism in Eukaryota, Fungi, Ascomycota, Eurotiomycetes, Chaetothyriales, Herpotrichiellaceae. The transcript is spliced from 3 exons. Gene Ontology annotation, biological process: positive regulation of translational fidelity.
CGUGUAGGUUGGGAUUGGGACUUUAUUACCAUCUCCUCCAACCAUGCGUAACAGGGCAGCAACUCGGCUGACGGUCAAGAAAAAUGAAACACCGAAAAUCAGACAAUCUUGGAGCAAAUAUAAUCUCUUCAACCUAACCCGGCUACGAGGAGAUCCUUACAGACCUCUCAACUUUUUUAAGACGAAAUGGAAGUCCAAGUCUUUAUCCCGAAGCUACCACGGCGAACAAGUUCGAGAGAAGCAAUGGGUACGCAUGUUCGACAGAAGAAUCCGCUCGGUGAUACCGAUGAACGCACGGUACCUCGCAUCCAACGACGGCUCGCGUGAGUCUGCCGGUAGAGGAUCGGGUCUUGUCAGCGAUCGAAAUGAGCGGAACUCGUCGAGGUGGGACAGGACGAAGAAGAAGAAGGAGGUGCCAUAUAUGCAAAUGACCUAUGCUCCGAUGGAAAGACGACUGGACACCGCCAUCUUUCGAGCACUGUUCGCGAGCAGUGCCCGACAAGCAAGGCAGUUUGUUGUACACGGAGCAGUCAAGGUGAAUGGGAAGCAAAUGCGGUACCCAGGCUACCUCCUGAACCCCGGGGACAUGUUCCAGGUAUUGCCAGAACGCGUCAUGUACGCCACAGGCGCUCCCAAAGUCAACGAACGGGCAAAAUCCGAAGACAAGCAGAACGCCGAUGAAGAGGCGGCAGAGGAGAUCGGCAAGGAAGAACAACAACCAGCAGCAGAACCUGAAGAGGCGGAGGCCCAGGCUGAAGAGCAGGAUCCCCGCGAGGUUCUGAAAGCACUCAAAUCGCAGGCACGAGCUCUCCUCGCAUCUUCCAAGCAAGAUUUAGGAGCGAAGCGGAAGCAAGACUUGCGCGCAUUUUCCAAGUCCAUCCAACGACUCCUGUCCAAGAGCAAAUCCGCGUCGAUCGAGACGGACAGUGCGGAAGCACAGCUGGCGGAGAUCCAACAGCAACUCCAGGUCAGGAGAGAAAUUAAAGCGGCAGGAGAACCCUCGUCGUCGUCACCGUCGGCCGUACAAGUCGCAUCCGCCUCCGUCGAGGGUGCAGCAGAGACGCAAACGGAGACAAAGGCCGAACAACAACUCCACAUGGACGACGAAGAAUACAACGAGCUGCUUACGGCUCUGAGGUCCAUGCAGGAGAACCCCAUCGACGACUCCAAACCCUAUGCCACCCCCUGGACGCCCCGGGACUACAUGAGCGUGUUCGCGUUCGUCCCCCGGUUCCUGGAGGUCAACCACAAGAUCUGUGCGGCCGUCUACCUGAGACACCCCGUGGCGCGGCCGGGGCUGGCCGAGGUGCCGACGCCCUUUUCGGAAUACAUCAACAGCUCGGCCUUCACGUGGUACCUCAGGAGGAGGUAGCAAGGCGAGAAACGAAAUCCGGGAGGAUUCAAGAUAGAAACUGUAGUAUUGUACUAUAUAUACCUUACCUGCCUUACCUACCUAGGUAGCUUUGUGCGCUUAGCGGUUUUUUCGGCGCAUAGGUCACGAUUUCUCUCUCAAGGAGAGAUAUAAAGAGAGGAAGUAAAAAAUGUAUUUCACAUAUGCAUUCGCAAAGUGUUAUUCAUCAGUGC